Bufo bufo (common toad) is the source of this 1326-nucleotide messenger RNA. RefSeq names its product transmembrane serine protease 5 (gene TMPRSS5). The record is from RefSeq and is a predicted model, not a curated record. The coding region runs from base 19 to 1326 and encodes 435 amino acids. Gene Ontology annotation, biological process: proteolysis. Gene Ontology annotation, cellular component: membrane. NCBI's taxonomy places the organism in Eukaryota, Metazoa, Chordata, Amphibia, Anura, Bufonidae. Gene Ontology annotation, molecular function: serine-type endopeptidase activity. The transcript has 11 exons.
ACGAUUCAAAGAGUUUUCAUGUUUGUAUCUUGGAUAAAAACACAGAAUGUGCCCCACAUACACCGAGGCAGACACAGGACAUCAGUGCAGUACUUCAUGAAGCCUCUAAUUUAUCAAGGCUCUGCACCACUACAAGAUGUUGAGGUGACCUCUCGAUGUAAUGACACAGACAAUGAAGUCACUACUGUUCCACGCAGAAAAGUAUCUUUCAGAAUAAACACAGAAAACUUCUUGUUGGAAGUGCAGGUGGAAAGCAGGCAAGAAUGGCUCCUCACUUGUCAUGAAAGAUGGAACGCAGAUUGGGGAACCCAUGUAUGUAGACACUUAGGAUACAUCAGGUUGGUGCAUCACAAGGCUGUGAAUCUGACAUCCACCCAUUUAAAUCACAGUCAAGAAUUUGUUCAGGUCCCGCUUGGUCAAACUACUGGACCUGAGCAUAUGUGGCAAACCAGACGAAGAUGUCUUUCUGGACGAAUUGUUACAUUGAAAUGUUCAGAAUGUGGAUCCCGUUCCAAAUCUUCUAGAAUAAUUGGAGGACGUGAUGUGGCCUUGGGUCGUUGGCCAUGGCAAGUCAGCCUGUAUGUACACAACAAGCAUGUCUGUGGUGGCUCCAUCAUAGCGCAACAAUGGAUCGUAACCGCAGCACACUGUGUGCACAAUUACAGGUCUCCUCAGCUGUCCAGUUGGUCCGUCCUUUCGGGCAUGGUCAGUCACUCCGCUGUAAAACAACAAGCAUCUUCAUCGGCAGUGGAGAAAAUCAUUUAUCACCAGAAGUAUGAUGCCCGGACCCAUGAUUAUGACAUUGCAUUAAUGAAACUGGAGAAACCGAUAAAUUAUUCAGACAGCAUUCGCCCUGUGUGCCUACCACAAUAUGAACAAGAUCUCCCUGCAGGCUCCGAGUGCUGGGUUUCAGGCUGGGGACAUACUCAUCCUGACAACACACACAUGCCUCAAAGUCUGAAGGAAGCUAUGGUGCCCCUCAUAAGCACUAAGAAAUGCAAUAGUUCCUGCAUAUAUGAUGGCGACAUUACUCCCAGGAUGCUUUGUGCUGGUUACCUUGAUGGAAAAGUGGAUGCAUGUCAGGGUGACAGUGGUGGACCCUUGGUUUGUCAGACUGACUAUACCUGGCGACUGGUUGGAGUGGUGAGCUGGGGAAUGGGAUGUGCUGAGCCCAACCGCCCAGGUGUAUAUACCAAGAUUGUAUCCUUUCUAGACUGGAUAUAUAAGAGCAUGGAGGCUCGAGAACAGAGCAACACACAGAUAAGGAUGGCGUAUAUGCUAAGUCUGAGGAGCAGUUCCCAAGCUUCUAUUAUUUAUACAAAAUAG